AGAGAGAAAUAUGUAAUGCAAGCUGAUGUCACUGAAAAGGAGCCACCCACUCUCCACGGUUACUUAGUGAUCCCAUCACGCAGCCGUGGGGCGACUGGUUUCAGAAGAGAGUGGGAGCGCGAACAUUCUGACCUGCCAGGACUUUUCAGCAACAUGACCAUGGAAUAUGCCAAAAGGUCGCUCUCUCUGCUGACCCCGACCUCUCUAUCCAGAUGUGUGUCUGCGAGUGUGGCCGCCAGUGCCUCCAUGACCCAGCAGUUGCUGACAGGCUUGAGUCCACGCCAGAGGCCAUUUCGAGUGGCCAACGCCGACCGCACCGUCAAGAAGGGCAUCAUGGCAGACAGUCUGCGGGACCUGCUGGACAAGGUGAUGGAUGGACUGCAUGUGUCCUGCGUGGGUGCUCUGGUGCUUGAUGAAGAUGGCACAGGGGUAGACACAGAGGACUUCUUUCAGACGCUGAGGGACAACACCGUCCUUGUAGUCUUGGAGAAAGGACAGAAAUGGACUCCUCCAGCGCAGACCACUUCAGUCAAGGCGCAGCAUGUGAGCCGAAGCCCUGGUUGUCGGAAAGAUGUGGCCAAGUUGACCUUUGAUCUGUACAAGAACCACCCUAAGGAAUUCAUUGGCUGCCUGAAUGUGAAGGCUACACUGUAUGGAGUUUACACUUUGUCUUACAACCUUCGCUGCUAUGAGGCUAAGAGGAUACUGAAGGAGGCCUUGCGAUGGACCUUGCUUACCAUGCAAACCACUGGCCAUGUCCUGCUGGGCACCUCCUGCUACAUGCAGGCCCUUCUGGACGAAGAGGAGGAUCAGGAACAGCAGGCGAAGGCACAGCUGAAGGCACCGGAGAAAUGCCACGUGCCUGGCUAUCUCUGGGGGUAGAGCUAUAGCUGUGUUUAAGCAAGGCGUCUGCUCCCCUGGCGAGCAAACACUUGAAAGGGCUUAUGAAGAACAGGGACUAGGAGUGGGGGAGAGAGGGGUGGGAGAUUGGUACUGUACGUGACACAUAAAGAUGAUCCCGGCAUCCCCUCCUCAAUGUAUUGGACACUAUAUGCAGUAAUCUACACAUUCUUUUGUUUCGUGCUGCUGCUGCUGCUUGCAUUUGUGUGGAUUCAUUGCACAGGUAUCUUAAAGGUUGUUGCAUCUGCCUCAUAGUAUGUAUUGUAUUGUAGUGUAUUUUCCACUGCCUGUGUUACUGAAAUAUUUUCUUCAGUCAUACUAACCGCGUAUUUAUAAUGAUUGUAUUUGUACGAUAGCUAAACUUGUAUAAAAUGUGU
Molecule: messenger RNA, 1277 nt
Organism: Sardina pilchardus (European sardine)
Lineage: Eukaryota; Metazoa; Chordata; Actinopteri; Clupeiformes; Clupeidae
Gene: cidec
Product: cell death inducing DFFA like effector c
Exons: 7
Coding region: 16-882 (288 amino acids)
Biological process (GO): regulation of apoptotic process; apoptotic process
Source: RefSeq, a predicted model, not a curated record